CCGGCGGUGCUGUGAGGAGGGCUGGGAGCCGCCAUGCGCUUCCGUGCUAAGAUCGUGGAUCUCGCCUGCCUCAACCACUUCAGCCGUGUAGUUAACACAAUCGCCAAGCUGGCCAAGACCUGCACCCUGCGCCUGACUGUCAGCAAGCUGUAUUUCAUCCUCUCCGAUAAAGUACUGAAUGGAGGUGUGGGUAUGUGGUGUGAGCUGAACCAGGGGAAUUUCUUCGAUGAAUUUCAGAUGGAAGGAGUGUCUGCAGAGCACAAUGAGAUCUAUUUAGAGUUGAUGCCUGAGAACCUGUCGAGAGCAUUGAAAACUGCCCACAAUGCUAAGGCAGUGAAGAUGAAGUUGACUAACAAACACUGUCCCUGUCUCAGAGUCGCUGUGGAGCUGCCAUCCUUAUCAAGCAGCAGUAGGAUUGUGACACAUGACAUUCCUGUGGGGGUUAUUCCCAGAAGAUUAUGGAAUGACUUCAGAGAGCCCAGUGUGCCAGACUUUGAUGUCAGUAUUUACCUACCAGCGCUGAAAAUAAUGAAGAGUGUUGUGGAGAGAAUGAGGAAUCUCAGCAAUUAUGUUGUGAUUGAAGCAAACUUGAGUGGAGAAAUGAACUUGAAAGUAGAAACUGACUUAGUUUGUGUAACAACACAUUUUAAAGACUUGGGAAAUCCUUCCUGGGCAUUAGAGGAUGGAUGUCAAAGUUCUCAAGACAGAGAUCCAGAAAGCAUGGCUGAGGCACGCAUAGACAUCAGGAAACUGCAGCAGCUGCUUGCUGGACAGCAGGUCAACCCCACAAAAGCAUUGUGCAAUAUUGUAAGUAAAAGAGUUGUCCACCUCAUCUUGCUUCAUGAGGAUGUUUCCCUUCAGUAUUUCAUUCCAGCACUUACCUGAAUACGUUGGAGUCUCUGUAAUUUUCCAACCUGAGGCCUUACCUUCAAGUCUGGAAACUUUCAUGAGUUGCUGGAGUACUCUCACAUGAUAUGCUGUUAGAUACAGCCAUUAGAUGGACAUUAUUUCCUUAUUUAUGAAAUUACUCAAAACAUCUCAUCCAGAAUGCCAUUUCUGUGAAGAGUUACUUGCUAUGAAAGAUACAGCACUGGGGAACUGGCAUAUCUGAGUGUUAUGGACAGCAAAGCCGAAAGUUGCAUAUGCUUCUGGGAUGCUUUGAGAUGCAGGAAAGGUGAUGUAGGGGAGUGUAUUUUCUUUCACAGGUAUAAAGGUAGACUUGGCCUCUGAAGCUGCUGCUGGGUGUAUCCAGUAUUGGACAAUACAGCUCCAAGUUAGACUAUCAUACCUCUAUGGAGCUGGAGAGUGACAGAUUGGUAUCUGCUUAUAAUAUAAAAGUUAUAAUUGUGAAAACAUUUAUCUUCUGUUUAAAAAAAAAAGCAACCCACACCAAAAAAAAAACUCCAGAAAUCCCAAACAAACACCACAAGGGGCAGUAAUGCUUGUACAGGUCAGGAAUAUGCAGUGAAAGAUCCAUUUCAUGUUCUGGAGGGGAGGACACUAAACACACCAACAGAGGUGAAAUCUCUCCAGCCCCAGGGCUUUCUUACCCUUCCCACCUAACUAAAGCACAAGGAUGUAGCUCAGCCCUGCAGUCCUGUUGAUGUGUACAUGCUGAUCAGAGGGAAAAUAAUACUCAGUUCUAAGCCUGCUGUCAUCUGAAUCCAAUUGUCAGAGCCCUGAGAGCAGUAUUGGGUCUUGGAGGCCCUAAGCAACCAGGGACCCCUAUCCACCCCCUGUCAAUGGGUGCACAGAUCCUGUUUCAGCUCAGGCUGUGGUAUCCUGUACUCCUUUAAACUAUGUUGUAGGUGGGCCAGGGCACAGCUGUGUUCCUGGAUUGUUGUUUAUUGAAGCCACUGGUAUGCCUGUGCUACCUUAAUUUUGCUGAGCAGGAUACAGUAGAAGACUAUUUACUUUGUUGCUGAAGGUGAUGUUUCUGACCUCUUGCUGAUACAUACUUGGAGUAGUUGCUCCUGAACAUGAGUACAUAGCACACAAGGUUGUUGUGUACUUUUUAUAUGUCUACUGGAAGUUUGUGCCUUAACUUAAUCCGACACCUGUUACAUGAAUACCUAUGCAGCUGAGAGCUUUUGCUUUUUAAGUAAUUUUAAACUGACAAGUUCCUAUGUUGCACUGGUGUAUUUGGGUUCUGCUUCCUAAGGAGCAGUGCUGCAUUUUUCUGUUGUUCUGUUCAAAUGUCAUUCAUGCAUGUAAUUCUGGUCCUUCUGAUCACUCAGUUCUUUUAUAGUAUUCUAGCCCUUCUGUCCAUUCAUUUUGCAUGGAAGUGCUGGCUUGUAAUUAAAAUAAAAAGGCACGUGGACACUGUAAAGCAUCACACAGGAAGUUAACAUUCCAAACAGGAGGCAAAUAAAAGAAAUGUUGAAGUUAUAUUCAGCUUAU
Melopsittacus undulatus (budgerigar) is the source of this 2400-nucleotide messenger RNA. RefSeq names its product HUS1 checkpoint clamp component (gene HUS1). Gene Ontology annotation, cellular component: site of double-strand break; nucleolus; checkpoint clamp complex. Gene Ontology annotation, biological process: mitotic intra-S DNA damage checkpoint signaling; mitotic DNA replication checkpoint signaling; telomere maintenance. The coding region runs from base 34 to 885 and encodes 283 amino acids. The transcript is spliced from 8 exons. Lineage: Eukaryota; Metazoa; Chordata; Aves; Psittaciformes; Psittaculidae. The record is from RefSeq and is a predicted model, not a curated record.